UUGCACGGCAUGCGAGUUUGGUUAUUGGUUUUGAGUUACAAUUGAUAUGAGAACCGUAAACGGGGGCAUUCUAUACACAAAAUGGUGUCCAAAACCAUUCUACCAGCGUGCCUGCUCUUAUUUUCCAGCUUUAUUGGGCUUCAGACGGACGCGUGUAACCUUAGCGAUCUGGUCCUUGAAAAUGGAGCAUACGCUGCACAAGAAGGUGAUUCAACGGUCGGUGUUGGGGAAAUGGUCUCCGCUUGUUGUAACAAUGGAUUCGUUAGGAUGGGACCCGAGGCAGUUUGGUGCCUAACCACGGGACAGUUCAAUGAGGACAGACCAACAUGUGAAGACAUCGAUGAAUGCAGGGAUGGUUGGCUCCUCGCGGAUGUCAGUGAUGACGACGAAUCGUCCUUCUAUAGUACCGACUACGCACCGGUUGUCGAGGAUCACCCCCUCCUCGACAAGUUGAACCAGGUGACAUGUCAGGGACGGACCUUGCUUCCGCUGCCCGCUGAGUUGUGUCAUAGUACUAAUGCAGACUGCUUGAACAUCAAAGGAUCAUACACCUGUUCCUGCCGGCGUUACUACAUUGGCAAUGGAACACACUGCGAAGAGGAUAACAUCCCUUGUGAGCCCGCAUCAGCUCCCGCCAAUGGCUUCAUCAGGGUAGAUCGUGGACGCAGUGUGGACUUCGGCUGUAAUCGUGGUUACAUAUUAAUAGGAGAUGAUAGACAGACCUGCCUACGGGGACAGUGGGAACACGACAAUAACGCCACAGCCAGAUGCAUUGAUAUAACCAUCAGAUGUCCGCAGCCGGUAGCCCCCUUACAUGGCCGAAUCGAAACCUUCGGCGGCAUCCGUGCUAAUGAUCAUAUUUCUGUCGUGUGUAACGACGACUAUGAUCUGAUCGGAAACGGCAUACGACAGUGUCGGUACAAUGGACAAUGGUCCGGGAGAGCUCCAAGAUGCAAACCCAAAAAAACACUUGGUGACGUGGCGACAGACAUCAAGAGAAACAUCAUAGACCCGUUCACAUCUUAUACCAACUCGAGCAUCAUGCGUCAAGCUUCGUCUCGUAGCGCCAAUGUUCCUAGUCUAGGACUCGACAUCGUCCUCGCAUACGAUCGGUCGUCAAGCCUGGACGUAACGGAUUUCCAGCUCGUCGUCAAUUUCACCAAGCAGCUUCUCUCGAACUUUGGCGUGUCGUAUGAUGAAGGCGGAACUCGAGUAGCUGCACUAACCUUCUCAAGCACCGCAGAGAUGGCUUUCAAUUAUUCAGCCGGAGUCGAAACCGAGGAGCAAGUGUUUGCUCGUCUUGACGCUUUGACGGAAAACAUAGGAGGCGCAACAGGACUGAAGGAGGGGCUGUCGAUGGUCGCUACAGAAAUCUAUCCUACCAUGCGAGAAAGAGCCAAGCAUGUCCUUUUCAUCUUCACAGACGGACAACACAACACAGCGGACCCUUUCUUGGUAGCAAAUGAUCUCAAAGAAAAAGGUUUGGACAUCUUUGCAGUCGGAGUAGGAAGGCAGAUCAACCAGACGGCUCUCCAACAAAUUGCCUCCUACCCCCCUACCAGUCACUUCUUCUACAUUGAGUCUUUUCAAGAUCUCCAGACUCUCACCGGUCUGGUGAAUAGUAGUGAGAUAGAUUACAAGCCAUGCGGAGAGGCGGGCAAUGUACUCGUCGCUGGUGACAACUACCAAGCCAAUGAGAAGGCGUGGCCAUGGCUGUCAGUCAUCCAUCGGAACUCAUCUACCGGCUGGAAGAUGGCGUGUAGCGGUACGUUGCUAUGCCAACAGUGGGUACUGACCACCUCCUCCUGCUUUGCAAACAUCCCGGAUGCUGAAGUCAUUGACGAGAAGCUGGUGACGAUAGAUCUAGAGGACUCACAAUUCAUACCAGAAGAAAUAAAGGUCACGGUCACCAUGGGAGAGUACAACCGCUCGCUAGGAGAGGGAUGCGAACAGACGAUCAAAGUCGAUCGGAUCGUCCUGCACGGUCAGUUCGACUAUGAUAAUAUCCAUGAUUAUGACAUCGCUCUCUUGCAUCUCAGUGAGCCGGUUGAGCUCAACAGUUGUGCCAGGACUAUUUGUCUACCUUCUGAAACGGAUUCUCCUCAUGAACCCAUAGUGGUGGGAUGGGGUACAGCCUCGGGGCUUCCCCAGAAUGCCCGCGAUGUUCCUCUCCAAUUCCCGAUGCCGCUGGCUGAUCAAGACGAAUGUCGUGUAGACCACGCAAGAGAUCUACUUGACGAUAGGAUCGAUUUGACAGAUAGAAUGCUUUGUGCGGGAGAUGGCCUCGGAACGGACAUUCGUUGUCAUGGCGACAGUGGAUCACCGCUAAUGUACCAGAGGAGUGGAGAUGACAAAUGGGCGCUGUUAGGCAUCAGCACGAAGGGGGAGUUGUGCUCUCGACGCAGUCGACACGGUAUCUUCACAAGGAUCGAACCGGGGUUUAAGGGAUGGAUCAACGACGUGACUGAUGACUGCUUCAAUAAUCACAUCCCAACGGCGACCAUACUCAAUGCUUGAUAUCUAUCCCAUUAUCUCUCUUAUUCGUAUGGGUAAAGGCAGCGUUAAAUUAUCAUUCAGACCUUAUGGUGAGACUUUCCGAUUUUGGAGAACGACUGCUCUUUGCUUAUGAUGUACCUGCGGUUUACAGAUCAGCUAUAUUGUAGAGUUAAAGUAUAUACAUUCACAAGGAAGCAUGCAUAGCGACCGAGAGAGAGAUUUUUAAUUUUGAAAAGUAACAUAUUCUAAUUUCUAAAGAGCACCUCAGCGUAUAGAUAGGCUUAGUUUGCUGUAGAUGUAUGUCAUUAUUUACAUUUUUGUGUAAGUGUUUACCUGAGGGGUGGGGCAAUCUUCCUGAAAUUGAAGAAAUUGGGGAGAUUUGUCCACCAGUCGUUGCAGCAAUGGUCCCCUAUACUUGCUGGGAUAUAUUUCAUUCCUCUUCUUUCAGUUUUGAAGAAAUGUCAUGAUAUUGUAUGAAGGCUAAAGCAAUUGAAACGUUUGUGUAUGAGAGGAAUCCUAAUUUUUAUGUAAUUUUUUGUAAUCGAAGAAACAAAUAUCUCUUGCAUUAAAAAGAUAGAUCAAAUGUACCUGGGAUGGGAAUUAGUAACACAAUUUAGCUAUUAGAUGUAUUAAUCAUUUUUCUUUACGGAGGGCAUAGACUUUGUACAUUUUUUCCCCUCCCCCCCCCCCCAAAAAAAAAAAAAUAUAUAUAUAUAAAUAGAUCCCCAAAGUCCAAACCCUGAUAGGCCUGAAAAACUGUACCGAAAUUAUUCGACGGUGUUUGAUUGAACCAUCAGUGGAUUGAUUAAAAAAUAAAGUGGCACUGGCGAAUACAAGUAACUUGAAAGAAUGCAUUUUUCCUUUUUUUCUUCUCCUCUUUAUUUUCAUCCAUUUUCUCUUUUUUUUUCGGGGCAGAAACCUUUUUCUUCCGUCUUUCAAAUAUAAAUGUAUGAUGUAUUAUAAUGUGUGAUAUCAGAAUAACUGAAUAGUUAAUGGUUUAUUGGUAAUUUAAAGGUGGUCGAGGUUUACUAGUCCGUCGCCUUGUUUCAUAAAACUUGUUAUCAAUAACAAAUGCUAAAUUCCUAUGACAAAUUUGCUCUCAGCCAAUCAAAUGCCACGAUUUCAGUAGCAGUUAUCGUAACUUGUUAUUGAUGACAAAUUUUAUGAAACAGGGCCCAGAUAACUAACCGUAUUUAUGUAGCAUAAUCAAAUAUUUACUUAUCAUGCUGAGAUACAUGUACUGCUUCAUGGCUGCAACAUGUGCAUACGAGUCCAAUAUGACCAUCCACUAUUGUGUUGUAUUACGUAAAUAUGUUAUGUAAAACUAUACCUAAUAUCACUUAUAAAUUCUAGACAAUUACUCUUGUCGGCCAGUUUUUAAUUUCUAGAAACGUGAAUAUUAUGACAUUUUGUUUUACUUUGCUCGCUGGAAAAUAAUAUAUCGUGAUUUUCUUAA
This is a messenger RNA of Strongylocentrotus purpuratus (purple sea urchin), 3952 nucleotides long. RefSeq names its product complement C2-like. Gene Ontology annotation, biological process: proteolysis; complement activation. NCBI's taxonomy places the organism in Eukaryota, Metazoa, Echinodermata, Echinoidea, Camarodonta, Strongylocentrotidae. Gene Ontology annotation, cellular component: extracellular region. Bases 82 to 2517 code for a protein of 811 amino acids. The transcript is spliced from 13 exons. The record is from RefSeq and is a predicted model, not a curated record. Gene Ontology annotation, molecular function: calcium ion binding; serine-type endopeptidase activity.